Myotis myotis is the source of this 2449-nucleotide messenger RNA. RefSeq names its product ankyrin repeat and SOCS box containing 11 (gene ASB11). The coding region runs from base 472 to 1443 and encodes 323 amino acids. NCBI's taxonomy places the organism in Eukaryota, Metazoa, Chordata, Mammalia, Chiroptera, Vespertilionidae. Gene Ontology annotation, biological process: protein ubiquitination; intracellular signal transduction; positive regulation of protein catabolic process. Gene Ontology annotation, molecular function: protein binding. The record is from RefSeq and is a predicted model, not a curated record. The transcript is spliced from 8 exons.
CCCAUGAACCUCAGAAUGAAUUAAAAACGAAGUAUUCUAGGAGCUAGUGCUUCCCACCAAGAACAUAGGAUGUAUUUGUACUUCUUUGUAUGAACUUUAAAAAAACUUGCCUUGUUCCCCAGGGGAUCUGAGAAGUUUGUUUUCUUUCCAAUCCUGCCUUCCAACAUAAUAUAGCAAAAAUUGGGAUUUAGGGAUAAAAAUGGUUUGCAUGUGAAUCCUGUUUGUUAGAUAGUACUGAGGAAUGCAGGUCUAGAAUUAACGGCUGUUUCUGGUUGGAAGGAAGUUUAUUUAACCUUGCUGUGAACGUCAGAACAUGAAGUUGCCAAAUCACAGUUAGCUUAGAACCUACAAACGGAGUUCUCCGUGACAGGACACUGAGGGCCAGAAGGUUUAAAAUAGAUGUCAUAUGAUACCAAUUACAACUCAGUGAAAUUUUGCAGUCCCGAGAACCUGUGCAGAGUGUAAGCCAAAAUGGAAGAUGGUUCUCUUUUCUAUGGCUUUAAAAACAUUUUUAUUACCAUGUUUGCUACUUUUCUUUUCUUCAAGCUUUUAAUUAAAGUUUUUUUGGCUCUCCUAACCCAUUUCUAUGUCGUCAAAGGAAAUAGAAAAGAAGCAGCUAGGAUAGCUGAAGAGAUCUAUGGUGGAAUAUCAGACUGCUGGGCUGAUCGAUCCCCACUUCAUGAAGCUGCAGCCCAGGGGCGCUUACUGGCCCUUAAAACAUUAAUUGCACAGGGUGUCAAUGUGAACCUCGUGACAAUUAACCGGGUCUCUUCCCUCCAUGAGGCGUGCCUUGGAGGUCAUGUUGCCUGUGCUAAAGCCUUAUUGGAAAAUGGUGCAAAGGUCAAUGCAGUGACGGUUCAUGGAGCCACACCCCUUUUCAGUGCUUGCUGCAGUGGCAGUGCUGCAUGCGUCAACCUGCUGCUGGAGUUCGGAGCCAAGGCCCAGCUCGAAGUGCACCUGGCUUCCCCCAUCCAUGAGGCAGUAAAAAGAGGUCAUAGAGAGUGCAUGGAGAUUCUGCUGGCAAAUAACGUGAAUAUUGAUCAGGAAGUGCCUCAGCUUGGAACUCCCCUGUAUGUGGCCUGCACCCACCAAAGGGUAGAUUGUGUGAAGAAACUUCUAGAAUUAGGAGCCAGUGUUGACCACGGCCAAUGGCUGGACACCCCUCUCCAUGCUGCAGCGAAGCAGUCCAGUGUGGAAGUCAUUCACCUGCUGGUAGACUAUGGGGCUAACCUGAAGUGCAGAAAUGCUCAGGGAAAAAGUGCACUUGAUCUGGCGGCCCCGAAAAGCAGAGUGGAGCAGGCGCUCCUGCUCUGGGAAGGCCCACCUGCUCUUUCCCAGCUCUGUCGCCUGUGUAUCCGAAAGUGCUUGGGUCGAGCGUGUCAUCAAAGCAUCCAUAAGCUACAUCUACCGGAGCCACUGCAAAGAUUCCUCCUCUACCAGUAGUCCCAACUCUCCAUGGAAGGUCUUGGAAAUAAUCAGAUAAAAAAGAGAAAUACUUUUAAAACACCACAAUUAAUUGAGGCUUGCAGUUUUGGAGCUCCUGGUUGGUAAGAGAGUUGUUGGAAGAUAUUAGCUCACCUGGAAGUUGGGGGUCUGUUUCCCAUCACUUUUUAUAUUAGAUGCUGUUAUGUGAGGUAGACAGUUCUAGGAUCCAGCAACACUGAGUGUUCUUACUACCCGAACCCACGGGCACAGUUUGAUGCAUGUUUCAACCCAAGCUUCCAUCAACAUAUUUUCAAAACCAAGAGUACCAGGGUGUUUGAAAUAAUUACAGGUUGAUGCCAGUCACCAAAAUAGACUCAUUUGUGGGUCAAUAUUAUUUCUUUAAGUAGGGGCCCAAAAUAAACAAAAAGGUAUACUCAGAAACAGCUUUCCUCUUCCCUUUUCUCUUCUUCUCCCUCUCCUUUUUCUUCUUCCCAACCUCUUCCUGUCAUCUCUUUUGUGAAUUUAAAACAUGAAAAUUGCACAGACUUUAAUUAUUGUAAGUACUCCUAUUAUGGUUCAGUGACUAUAGUAAUAUUAGCUUCUAAACAGAAAAUUUUCUCUUGGACGAUCCUAAGGUUUUUCCCAAACGUGUUUUUUUCCUAGUUUUUCUAGACCAUUGAUUCUCAACUGAGGACAAUUUGCCCUACUUUUACCCAGCCUCAGGGACAAUUGGCAAAGUCUAGAGACAUUUUUGGUUGUAACAUCUGGGGGAGGGAUGCUCCUGACAUCUAGUGGAUAGAGGUUGGAGAUGCAGCUGAUCAUCCUAUAAGGCACAGGACAGCUCUCCACAGCAGAGAAUUAUUAGGUCCAAAAUGUUAGCAGUGCUGAGGUUGAGAAGCACUGCUCUACACUCAUGCUAUUCAGUACAGAAGCCAUUAGCCAUUACCCUCUCAAGCAGUUGAAAUGUAGUGAGGCUGAAUUGAGAAGUGCUGUGAGUAUAAAUUACACACCAUGUUUUGAAGAU